Helianthus annuus (common sunflower) is the source of this 1887-nucleotide messenger RNA. RefSeq lists its product as uncharacterized. NCBI's taxonomy places the organism in Eukaryota, Viridiplantae, Streptophyta, Magnoliopsida, Asterales, Asteraceae. Gene Ontology annotation, biological process: DNA integration. Gene Ontology annotation, molecular function: RNA-DNA hybrid ribonuclease activity; nucleic acid binding. The record is from RefSeq and is a predicted model, not a curated record. The coding region runs from base 1 to 1887 and encodes 628 amino acids. The transcript is spliced from 3 exons.
AUGGUCGGGUCAAAAGGUUUGCGAGCCAACCCAGACAAGAUCGAUGCCGUUCUUACCAUGAGGCCUCCGACGUCGGUCAAAGUAAUCCAGUCCUUAAAUGGGCGAUUGGCCGCCCUCAAUCGUUUCCUAUCGGAGUUUAAAUGGACUGAAGAAGCCGCACGAGCCUCUGAAGAGCUUAAAGCUUAUCUCGGUACCUUGCCAACCCUCACCGUACCAGAAAAAGACGAGGUACUGACGGUCUACUUAGCCGCAUCGUUUGGUGCUAUCAGUGCAGUACUAGUCGCUCACCGAACCGGAGCACAAAUCCCCAUCUACUAUGUAAGCCGAACAUUGAAAGAUUAUGAAACAAGAAACUCAAACUUGGAAAAGCUAGCUCUGGCGUUAGUCCAUGCUUCAAGAAGACUUCGUCGAUACUUUCAAGCCCAUCCGAUUGAGGUACGAACGGAUCAAAGAAUCCAGCAUGUUCUCCGACGGCCCGAAGUUUCAGGUCGCAUGGCAAAAUGGGCAAUCGAGCUGGGCGCAUUCAAUAUCACCUUCAGAACCAAAGGUCCGUUAAAGGGACAGGUAAUAUCUGAUUUUUUAGUAGAGAUGCCGGAGGAUAAAGAAAUGGAAAAAACGGAGAAAGCUCCAGACAAGCCCUGGUCUUUGUAUACAGACGAGGCUUCGAGCGCCGAAGGGGCGGAAGCAGGUUUGAUUCUCACUGAUCCGGAUGGCACGGAUAUGACGUAUGCGCUCCGAUUAGAAUUCAAGAGUUCUAAUAAUGAAGCUGAAUAUGAGGCCCUGCUAGAAAGAAAUGUUGUGGCCUAUGUAGAUUCAUUGCUCGUAGCGAAUCAGAUGAACGGAGAAUAUGAAGCAAGGGAAGCCAACAUGAUUAAAUAUCUCGAACAGGUAAAACAAGUUAUGGCAUCGUUCGAUUCAUGUAAAUUUGAACAUAUUCCUCUAAACAAAAACAAAAAGGCCGACGCAUUAAGCAAGUUGGCAUCCGUUUCGUUCAGUCAUUUGGCCAAAGAGGUAAGGGUGGAGGUGUUAACCGCGCCUUCAAUUACCACUCCUCACGUUAUGCAAGUAGAAGCUCUGUCUCAAACAUGGAUGACUCCCAUAAUCAACUACCUGGUGCACGAUGUUUUGCCAGUUUAUAAAGCAGAAGCGAGAAAGAUCCAAGUCAACUCUCUUCAAUAUCAGAUGCAGGAAGGAGGCCUGUACCGAAAGACUUUCCUUGGGCCUCGGUUAAAAUGCCUCGAUCCGGAACAGGCCAGCUAUAUUAUCAGAGAAAUACAUUACGGCAUUUGUGGGAUUCACGCCGAGCCAAAAAUGAUCGUAACAAAGGUAAAAAAUGCAGGAUAUUACUGGCCUAGGAUGCACGAGAGUGCAGUCAAGGAACUCCAACAAUGUGACGAAUGCCAAAAGCACGCACCAGUAAGCCUCCGAGCAAAGAAUGAGAUGAUCCUGAUCGUAUGCUGCUUCGGUCUCUCGCUCUACAUUGUAAGCGAUAAUGCAAAGCAAUUCGCGGAAAAUCCAUUCAAACGCUGGUGUGAGAAUUUGAAGAUUAACCAAGUCUUCUCCUCGGUCGCACACCCCCAGGGGAAUGGGCAGGUCGAACAGAUAAACCGACGGAUCGUAGAUGGUAUAAAAAGAAGACUUGGUUACGAGGGCAAUGGAUGGGCAGAUGAGUUGCCGAACAUUCUAUGGGCUCACCGAACGUUGCACAAGACUAGUAACGGAGAAACACCAUUCAGUCUUACAUAUGGCACUGAGGCCGUGAUCCCCGCAGAAAUUGGACUCCCAAAUCAAAGGUGCAAAAACUGGGAAGAAAACGAACAGGAGCUCCGAUCCAAUCUCGAUCUGCUAGAAGAGCUUCGGAACGUUUCGGCCACAAAGGAGGCAUGA